AUGAUCACCCCUAAAACGUCAGUCUGUUUCCGAGGCCUGUCGCGCCAAUUAUUAUCGGCUCGCUUCAUCAGCACAGCACAAGCUCAGCAAUGCAAGCGGCCAAGAUACGCCAACUUAGAAAUAACUGAAUAUUUCAAUCGAAUUCACCUUUCUCCUACACAGCGAAUCUUCUCCGUCAGCAAACUUACAUCUGUUCAACAGCUAGCCUACCUUACCCUUCUCAAGAAGCACCAUCUUGUCAGCGUGCCUUAUGAGAAUCUUCAGGCUCAUUACUCCUGGCACAAAGGGCUCGGUGUUUCGCCGACGCGUCUCUAUGAGAAGAUUGUCCGCCACCGCCGCGGUGGUUGGUGCUUUGAAACGAACCAAUUGCUUAAUACGGUCCUCCUGUCGCUGGGAUUCGACGUUAUUUUGGCAGGUUCGCGAGUCUUUGAGCCCUGCAACGGCAGAUUCGGCGGACUUGUGCAUUGUGUCAAUAUUGUCAAGAUCGGUGGCGUACACUAUUUGCUCGAUGUGGGCUUUGGUGGAUACGGUCCACCCCAGCCUGUACCAUUGCUCGAGGGAACGGGAGGCAUUGAACCGAACGGUCUACAGCACAUAGGACCUCAAGCGGAGAUGCGAGUAGUGAAACAGGCGAUUGCACAGCAGGUCGAUCAAACUAGGCGGCUAUGGGUAUAUCAGUUCCGACGUGGCCCUGGUGAGGAGUGGCAGCCAAUGUGCUGUUUCAACUCGGACUUUGAGUUCCUGCCCGAGGAUAUCGAGAUCCUAAACACGCAUGGCAUGAGCCGCACAUGUUUCGCAUCACGUGAAUUGUUGCUUCAGCGAUUCACAACAUCAAAUGAGCCCCUAACUGCACCUGGGAGAACGAAUAUGAAAGAUGUCAUGGAUGGCGAGCUGGACGGCUCUAUUGUGCUAUAUCAGAAUAGGUUGAAAUGGCGGAGGGAAGGGAAUUUGAAACUGAGCCUUGAGUUCCGCACCGAAGCGGAACGUGUUGAGGCUAUUCGGUUAUAUUUUGGAAUUGUCCUUGACAAAGAGGAGUUGGAGGGAAUUAAGGGCAAUGCAAUCUGUUUCCGAGGCCUGUCGCGCCAAUUAUUAUCGGCUCGCUUCAUCAGCACAGCACAAGCUCAGCAAUGCAAGCGGCCAAGAUACGCCAACUUCGAAAUAACUGAAUAUUUCAAUCGAAUUCACCUUUCUCCUACACAGCGAAUCUUCUCCGUCAGCAAACUUACAUCUGUUCAACAGCUAGCCUACCUUACCCUUCUCAAGAAGCACCAUCUUGUCAGCGUGCCUUAUGAGAAUCUUCAGGCUCAUUACUCCUGGCACAAAGGGCUCGGUGUUUCGCCGACGCGUCUCUAUGAGAAGAUUGUCCGCCACCGCCGCGGUGGUUGGUGCUUUGAAACGAACCAAUUGCUCAAUACGGUCCUCCUGUCGCUGGGAUUCGACGUUAUAUUGGCAGGUUCGCGAGUCUUUGAGCCCUGCAACGGCAGAUUCGGCGGACUUGUGCAUUGUGUUAAUAUUGUUAAGAUCGGUGGCGUACACUAUUUGCUCGAUGUGGGCUUUGGUGGAUACGGUCCACCCAAGCCUGUACCAUUGCUCGAGGGAACGGGAGGCAUUGAACCGAACGGUCUACAGCACAUAGGACCUCAAGCGGAGAUGCGAGUAGUGAAACAGGCGAUUGCACAGCAGGUCGAUCAGACUAGGCGGCUAUGGGUAUAUCAGUUCCGACAUGGCCCUGGUGAGGAGUGGCAGCCAAUGUGCUGUUUCAACUCGGACUUUGAGUUCCUGCCCGAGGAUAUCGAGAUCCUAAACACGCAUGGCAUGAGCCGCACAUGUUUCGCAUCACGUGAAUUGUUGCUUCAGCGAUUCACAACAUCAAAUGAGCCCCUAACUGCACCUGGGAGAACGAAUAUGAAAGAUGUCAUGGAUGGCGAGCUGGACGGCUCUAUUGUGCUAUAUCAGAAUAGGUUGAAAUGGCGGAGGGAAGGGGAUUUGAAACUGAGCCUUGAGUUCCGCACCGAAGCGGAACGUGUUGAGGCUAUUCGGUUAUAUUUUGGAAUUGUCCUUGACAAAGAGGAGUCGGAGGGAAUUAAGGGCACUGCAAGUGAGAUUAGGGGUUCUUGGUUUGGAACAGCUUUUGACGAUGAGACGAUUUAA
Molecule: messenger RNA, 2151 nt
Organism: Pyricularia pennisetigena
Lineage: Eukaryota; Fungi; Ascomycota; Sordariomycetes; Magnaporthales; Pyriculariaceae
Exons: 2
Coding region: 1-2151 (716 amino acids)
Molecular function (GO): acetyltransferase activity
Source: RefSeq, a predicted model, not a curated record